CAUAAUUGAAACUUAGCAGGGAGUUUUCACGAGUGUGAGUCGAGCUCGGGCGUCCAGCGGACGGUAACACCGACCGGGAGGCUCUCGAAGGGGAUAAUGCGGUUUUGAGCGUGAUCGUGCGUGAUGGAAGCUUUGGUAUUCGGAGAUGAUGGCGGAGCUCGGGGCGUGCUCGACGGUGCACUUCUGGACGGCGAGUGUCCCAUGGUGCAAGUGCCGCUUCGGUGCUUAGUGUCGUUCUAGAUUUGUGGUGAGGUUUCGAUAGUCUUAUUGGACGCGGGUGUUUCAUUUCGAUUUUAGUUUUUUUCCGCGGAAAGUAGCGGAGUACUGAGUGAGUAGCGAGUAUGUUGUAUUUGUGGUAGUUGGAUCGCCGGCAUUUCGUGCUCUAGAGACAUGAGUUGUAGUUGUGGAGGAGUGAAAGGUCUUGACCGUGCGCGCGUACGUCCUCAUGCCAUAGCAGCAUCUGUUAUGAACAUUUCCUGAUGGCACGUGCAUGGGAUAUGGACGAUACAUGCGAGGGAGCAUGUGGAAGAAUACACCCGGAGCCUGUGUCAGAAAGGGAUUUAAAUUAUGCUCUGCUUCAAGCUGCAAGCCUAGGAAAUGAAGAUAUCUUGCAUACCCUUAUUGAGGCUGGAGCGACAAACAUUUCAUCUGCAUCAGCUUGUGCUGGCUAUUCCGGCCAUCGACAUAUUGUGGAUGCGUUGCUCCCUCGAGCACGGCCGGUUGUUAUUGGUGCCGCUUUUGUAGGAUCCCUAGUCGGUCUGCGAAAGGAUCUUCUUGAUCAUGUGAUAAAGGUGGCCGACUUGGAAGGGUUGGAUAGGUGCUUGCUCCUUGGAGCAGCCCGGAUAUGGAGCUGCAAAACUACGGAAGAGACCGACUUCCUUAGUAAUGCUAUCAGCGAAGUGGCGAAGGCUGGUGCUAGAAGCUUCCCUACAGCUGUACAAGCGACUUGUGGCGAUGCACUGAUCAGAUACUGGAAUAAGUAUGUGUUUGAAGAAAAGAUUAAGAUUCUAGAGAGUCUUAUCACCCUUGGUUCUCGUUAUCUUACACCAGAAUUCAUGGGCAAAAUCUCGCUGAUGGUGUGUGUCACCCUUUACACUAAAUUGGUAAAACCGGAAGAUACAAGGCGAACCGCACAUUCGGGACGCAAGUUUCGGCAUCACAAAAAUGGAGAUUGCAAUUCAACAUUUGUACCAGAUGCACAGGAUAUGAUGGAGAUUCUUUUAGUAGUGUGUAGGAAUGGUGCUGUGUACAGAGGUCUUUCUGAUCGCCCUGAAAUGUUACAUGCGAAAUCUGCAUGUAAAACGUCUCUACUACAUGAGGCGAAUUGUUCAUAUCACUUCGGAGAAGGGAAAUGCGAUUUGGGGGCUUGCAGGAUAGACUGGCCUUUGAGAAUGCUGAAGUUUCUCCUGGUCGAGUGCGAGGUUGGAAAGCUGAGUUUUUCUGUCACAACUCUUGCUGUCUAUCAAGCGGCUAGAUCAAAUGUCUUAUAUCCAGUGGUGCAGUGCUUGGUGGAGGAGAAAUGUUACGAGGCUGCAUAUGUGUAUCUUGACAUGGCAGUGACCUUUUGCCAAGCUGAAGCUAUACAGUACUUGUUGAACGCUCUUCCGAGGCCUAGAGACCUGUUAUACCUGGUGACCGCAGUGAGAUGUGCAGCUUCAACUUUUCGGGGUCCACCUCGUGGUCCACAGGGGGUGCUUUUAGCUCUGCAUGCCAAUUUUCUGGAUGAUCCUGCUACAACUCUCAGAGAAGCAGAAAUAUUGUCAGAGUUGCCAAAGACGGAUCAUCUUGUCAAGAGGCGGCUGAUAGAAGAGUGGUCUCCUCAAGCUUUCAACGAAGGGGUCAAAGCUGGCGAUGCUCAUUACAUGACAUGGAUGCUUCUGAGAAGGCGCAGCGACUCUGGCUUCAAAGAGUUGCCCGUGGAACUCCAGGUUGCAAUCGCUUAUUUGCCACUUUAUAGAGCUUGCUCUCAAGCACCUGGGACUCUAUUAUCACAGCGACAAAGAGGAGAACUAACAACGGCUGUGCUCCAUUUGUAUAGAGGCAGUGGCAAGUUGGCUGACGCAAAAGUCCUUGAAGCUGAUAAACCCACUUUGUUGGGCUUCCUUGCGGUCUGUCUACCUGAUUGGUGUCAAGAAGUUGUCCAAGUCGACGAUGCAACAUCUUUUUGCACCUUUUCAUGAAGCAGUGAACUCCUUCAGACUAGCAAGGCGCAGCAGAUCUCUGCCGGCGCCAAGUUUCUUAUCCUUGCUACCGGUUCCUAAACUCAGAUCAUGUCCAAUUGAGGGCGGUUCUUGGAAUUAAUUGGCAACUUUGCUGCAUUUUAUCAGCAUUAUUCUUCAUUCAUCUUUUUAGGUGCAUGAUUGUUAUGAAGUUGAGAUGCGGAGGUACAUAAAUCUUUUGGGACAUGUGAGGUAUUUCUUUUGCCGAACAGUUGCUGGAAUUUUUUUGUGCGAACAUACCUUGGAAAUUACCAUCAUACUAUGCUAGUAUAAAAGUAUAAUUUUCGUCUUUUGAGUUCGGAAAAAUCAAAAAUUAAGUUUUUAGCAUCUUUUGUAGGUUGUGGAGCAAAAAAUAGCCAAAACGUAGCGUUAGUUUAUGGAGCACUUGGGGUUAGUAUUCGUCACGAGGUGCAUAUUUAGCAUCUUAAUUGGAUUUUUUAGAGGAUAAUGAGGGAAGAAGUGGCAUGCAGUGCCUUCAAUGAGUGGUUUUGCCAGCUCAAUAUCUAAAGCUCAGUAAUGGCUGAAUGUUGAAUUUAAAUGGAAGCGCUGAAUUUGAACUUUGAAAGGUUUCAUGUGGUA
Messenger RNA from Physcomitrium patens, 2798 nucleotides. Its product is annotated as ankyrin repeat protein SKIP35. The record is from RefSeq and is a predicted model, not a curated record. Lineage: Eukaryota; Viridiplantae; Streptophyta; Bryopsida; Funariales; Funariaceae.